AGAAGUAUUUAGAACUGGAAUUAAAAAUAACGACCCUGCUUUCUAUGUGUUAGAAAUAACAGAUCCAUGAUGAUCACCUUUCCAUCUCCAUUAUCAGGAUGGCCUUGAAGAAAGAAAUAAUUGUUUUGUCCCCUCAACCGAGGACCAAUGAAGAUGCAGCUUGAACUGCCAGUGACUUCCAAGUGCUUUGGAAAAGGGCUUCUUAAAGCAGAGUUGUGUCAAGUCAGUUUUACCCUGCAGCAGUGCCCCCAGUUUGUUUCUCUACAUGUAGAAGAAGAAAUACCAUGUAGAGCCAAGCUAUUGGCUUGCAGGGAAAGGUUACUGGAGAACACAGCAAUACUCUACGCAUUGUUCAAUCAAGUGGUAGCAGAAAAUCAGCAAGCAUUGAAUAUGCCCACACCUCUGAUCUACCUGUGGCAUGCUGGCUAGUCGAGAACAUGUUGCAAACUGAUGUGGAGAACUUGUGUCCAAUUGCAGAAUUGAUGGGGUGGGCGGAGGAGAGCUGCUGGUUCCUGCACCGUGACAGGGAGGAAUGGUAUGGUUUGGGAACUCCACUUUCAGUUGAACUCUGCUAUAAGCACAACACAUGAAAUCCCUUUCCUGUGUAAGAUGGAGAAUGUGUGACAGUUUCGUAAAGCCAGUUGAAAUGGAAACAAAAGACAUCAGGAAUGUAUGCAGUACUGAGAUUAUAAAAGACACUAGGAAAAUUUAGGAAUAUUAUGUUCUCAAAGAAUCUCUGGACAUCGGAAGGAAGAGAGCCCUUGUGCAAAAAGGGGAUAAGACUGAGAUGUGUAAAGUGAUGGAAGAAACGAAAAAGAUGCAACCUAGACUGAAAAAUAGCGGGAUGAAGAGGAAAUCUCUGCUGGUUUAGGCAGCGAGCAGUAUGAACAAGACCUAUGUCUUCUCAACCCAGUCGAGAAGGACCGGGUGAAAAGGAAAGCAAAUGGCUGUUACCGAAGUGCUGAAGGAGUGCGGCGUGCGGCGAUGGUGCGGUGGCGGCGGUUCCCGCGGCAGAGGCAGCGGCGGCGGUCGGUGGAGCCGUGCGUGCAGUGCCGGGCGUUGGCUGCGGGCGCCGCUGUUCACCGCGGAGGAGAGGAAGGAGCCGAGCGCUGCAGGCAGCCCCGCCCGCUGCGGCCCGGCUCGCUCGCUCGCUCUGUCUGUGUCGGCGUCCGGGCGGGCUGCGAGCGGCCCCGCGGUGCGGAGCGGUGCUGCAGCGAGGCGGAGGGGCGGCGGGAGAGGUCGGCAGCGGACGCCGAGACGGAUCCAGAGAAGAAGCCGGAAGAUAGAAGAGGAAGCAGAGCUCGGAGUGGAAGCGGCGCGGCAGCGGCGAUCGUGAGGUGGCGGCGGUGGUGCGGUGUCAGCGGGGCCGUGUGGGAGAUGUGCUUGGCGAGAGAAGGGCGCUGGGGCCGGAGGCAGCGGGCGCUGCUGUGCUGCGUUUUGGUGGCGGCGUGGGAGGCGGCGUGGGGGCAGCUGCGCUACUCGGUGCCCGAGGAGCUGCCCAAGGGCUCGUUCGUGGGCGACGUGGCCAAGGACCUGGCGCUGGAGCUGGAGGCGCUGGGCGCCCGCGGCGCCCGAGUGGUGUCCCAAGGCAGGGCGCAGUAUUUCGCUCUGCAUGCGAGCAGCGGCCACUUGGUGACGGCCGAGAGGAUCGACAGGGAGCAGCUCUGCCGGCUGCUGGAGAAAUGCGUGCUGCGCUGUGAGCUGAUCGUGGAGGGCGAGAUGAAGGUUUAUGCAAUCGAAGUAGAAAUCACGGACAUUAAUGACAAUACGCCGAGCUUCAAGAAGUUAGACCUGGAGGAGAAAAUGAGCGAAAUGGCAGCCCCGGGGACUCGAUUUCCUCUGCCUGUUGCUUAUGACCCUGACGUGGGUGUGAAUUCCCUGCAGAGCUACGCGCUGAGCGGCGACGAGCACUUCUCGCUGUCGGUGCAGGCGGGAGCCGACGGCGAGAAGCGUCCCGAGCUGGUGCUGGCCAAGGCGCUGGACCGGGAGGAGGCGGCGUUUCACGAGCUGCUGCUGAGGGCGAGCGACGGCGGCGAGCCGGCGCGGACGGGCACGGCGCGCAUCCGCGUGGCUGUGCUGGACGCCAACGACAACGCGCCCGCGUUCAGCCAGGCGGUGUACACGGUGCGAGUGCCCGAGGACGUGCCCGUGGGCUCCACGCUGCUCAGCGUCACCGCCACCGAUCCCGAUGACGGAACCAACGGCGACGUGACAUACUCGUUAAAUAAA
This is a messenger RNA of Phasianus colchicus (ring-necked pheasant), 2229 nucleotides long. NCBI's taxonomy places the organism in Eukaryota, Metazoa, Chordata, Aves, Galliformes, Phasianidae. The record is from RefSeq and is a predicted model, not a curated record.